Messenger RNA from Acomys russatus (golden spiny mouse), 1592 nucleotides. RefSeq names its product cyclin G2 (gene Ccng2). The record is from RefSeq and is a predicted model, not a curated record. Gene Ontology annotation, biological process: mitotic cell cycle phase transition; regulation of cyclin-dependent protein serine/threonine kinase activity. The transcript is spliced from 8 exons. NCBI's taxonomy places the organism in Eukaryota, Metazoa, Chordata, Mammalia, Rodentia, Muridae. Bases 226 to 1140 code for a protein of 304 amino acids. Gene Ontology annotation, molecular function: cyclin-dependent protein serine/threonine kinase regulator activity. Gene Ontology annotation, cellular component: cytoplasm; cyclin-dependent protein kinase holoenzyme complex; nucleus.
UGCUGAGCUCGGAGGCUGCGGCGGAGCCGGGAGGACGCGGAGGUGUAGGGCGGGUGCUGAGCCCCGCGGAGAAGCAGGAUGCGGCCGGGGCUGUGAGGCCGGGCAGCGGCCGGGAGGUCGGAUGCGGGGUCCGGGACACCGCUGAGGAGGCUGGUCCCCCCCUACCUCGGAGAGACGGGUCCCUACGCCCCCGCCGCGCCGGUCCGCGACGCCGGGGCCGACACAAUGAAGGAUUUGGGGGCCGAGCACUUGGCAGGUGGCGAAGGGGUUCAGCUUCUUGGAUUGUUGAAUUUCUACCUGGAACAAGAACAGAGAUACCAACCUCGAGAAAAAGGGCUGACUUUGAUGGAGGCUACCCCAGAGAAUGAUAACACUUUGUGUUCAAGAUUGAGAAAUGCCAAAGUAGAAGAUUUAAGAAGUUUAACUAAUUUUUUUGGAUCUUGCACUGAAACUUUUGUUCUGGCUGUCAAUAUUUUGGAUAGAUUCUUGGCUCUUAUGAAGGUGAAACCAAAACACUUGUCUUGCAUUGGAGUCUGUUGCUUUUUGCUGGCAGCUAGAAUGGUGGAAGAAGAGUGCAACGCUCCACCCACUCACGAUGUGAUCCGGAUCAGUCAGUGUAAAUGUACCGCUUCUGACAUUAAACGGAUGGAGAAAAUUAUCUCAGAGAAAUUGCACUAUGAGUUGGAAGCUACUACUGCCUUAAACUUUUUGCACUUAUACCAUGCGAUUGUAUUUUGUCAUACUUCAGAAAGGAAGGAAGUGCUGAGCCUCGAUAAACUGGAGGCCCAGCUGAAAGCUUGCACCUGCCGACUUGUCUUUUCAAAAGCAAAACCAUCUGUAUUAGCUCUGUGCCUUCUCAAUUUGGAAAUAGAAUCAGUAAAAUCUGUCGAAUUGCUGGAAAUUCUCCUGCUUGUUAAAAAACACUUGAAGGUCAGCGAAACUGAAUUCUUUUACUGGAGGGAACUAGUUUCUAAAUGCCUAGCAGAAUACUCUUCUCCUGAGUGCUGCAAACCUGAUCUUAAGAAGCUGGUUUGGAUCGUUUCCCGGCGUACGGCACAAAACCUCCACAACAGCUACUACAGCGUUCCUGAGCUGCCAACCAUCCCAGAAGGGGGCUGCUCUGACGGAAGUGAAAGGUAGUGAAGACUCUUGUGAAGACAUGAGUUGUGGAGAGGAGAGUCUCAGCAGCUCCCCUCCUGGUGAUCAGGAGUGCACCUUCUUUUUUGACUUCAAAGUGGCUCAGACACUGUGCUUUCCAUCAUAGAAUUCACAUGGUCUGUGUUAGGAUUUAAAGUAUGUGCACCUGUUUCAAAGCAAUAAGUGGGGGAGUAGGUAGUUUUCUAGUCCAGCCCCCAUCUAGACAGGAAUUUCACAGACUGGAAUACUUACCUUCUAUUUAUUAUUCAGAUCAGAUCUGGCCUAUUUUCAUAUUUAAUCCUAAGCCAUCGAAUGGGUUAGUGCCUCUUAACAGUACUUUAAACAUUGGCACUUUAUUUUCUUGUGACUUUAUCUGUUGGGAGGAGGGAAGGUGUUGGUACCUUCAUCACUUGUCAAGACCUAAAGCUUAGUAGUGUAGCUCAUCUGCAGCUGCA